UCCUCAUAUCAUUCUGACACUGAACAGCGCUCCAGAACAUCAAAUAUCAGCGAAAUCUUUCACGUUUCUUCAUCAUGAAGUUCUCUCCGAAGUCCCAGGGCACAUGGACGGCUCUCUGCAUCGCCGUGUUCAUGAUGUCAGCUUCAGCUGAAGGUGUAAGUGUAAAGGAAGCUGAGAUAUUUACUUCUCUGGAUUCAUUGGGUUAUUACUUCACCAUGGAGAUCACGAAUCGUGUCUACAACCAUUCGCUCCUGGACCCCAAAUCUCCUGACUAUCAGAAGAUGUACAGUGAAGUUAGCAGCGCACUCUACAGCGUCUACGGAGCUUCCGGCUCUCCAACUGCACAAUUUUAUCAAGGUGUGCAAGAGAUGAGUUUCAGAAAUGGCUCGGUGAUCGCAGAGUCCACCAUUACAUUUAAAGUAGGCACGACUAAUACCUUUCUGCUCAAGCACUUUUUUCUUGGUGCUCUUGGCAGCAAUUCUGUAAUUGAAGGCCUUCAAAUCAACCCCGAGUCUAUAGAUGACCAAUAUGCAACCACAAAAUCAACAAGACCAACGUUCACCACAAAAACCACCACUAGCACAACAACCACAACCACAACACCAACAACCACUACAACAACAAUCACAACCACCACAACACCAACCACAACACCAACCACAACACCAACCACAACACCAACCACCACAACACUAACCACACCAACCACCACAACACCAAUAACUAUCACACCAACACCACAACACCGACCACAACACCAACCACAACACUAA
This is a messenger RNA of Tachysurus fulvidraco (yellow catfish), 773 nucleotides long. Its product is annotated as G8 domain-containing protein DDB_G0286311-like. Bases 75 to 773 code for a protein of 232 amino acids. The transcript is spliced from 6 exons. Lineage: Eukaryota; Metazoa; Chordata; Actinopteri; Siluriformes; Bagridae. The record is from RefSeq and is a predicted model, not a curated record.